Messenger RNA from Peromyscus californicus insignis, 4732 nucleotides. It is a transcript of the gene Mpp7, whose product is annotated as MAGUK p55 scaffold protein 7. The transcript is spliced from 18 exons. Gene Ontology annotation, molecular function: protein binding. Gene Ontology annotation, biological process: protein localization to adherens junction. Gene Ontology annotation, cellular component: cell-cell junction; plasma membrane. The record is from RefSeq and is a predicted model, not a curated record. The coding region runs from base 277 to 2046 and encodes 589 amino acids. Lineage: Eukaryota; Metazoa; Chordata; Mammalia; Rodentia; Cricetidae.
GCCGAGGCGGGAGGUGCGGCGGGUGCAGCGAGCUGGUUCGUCCUGCUCUGCGGCGGCGGCGGCGGCGGCGGAUCGGAUCUGCCUCCCGAUUGUCCUUAGCUGCGAUCCCGAGCUGUGAGCUGUGGAGCUGAGCGGCGGCGCGAGGACCGCGGCUGCCGAGCAGGGGACUAACAGGACAUACGACUCUUGGGUGAAGUGUGGCUGCAGGCCAUUGAAUUCCCCGGAGCUUCCUGAGACAAGAGAGUGGAGGGCGGCCACGCACCUGCAGCCUGCAUCAUGCCAGCACUGUCUACAGGAUCUGCUGGUGACAUGGGUCUGUAUGAGCUGUUGGCUGCUCUGCCCGCCCAGCUGCAGCCACAUGUGGAUAGCCAGGAGGACCUGACCUUCCUCUGGGACAUGUUUGGUGAAAAGAGCCUGCAUUCACUGGUCAAGAUUCAUGAAAAACUCCACUACUAUGAGAAGCAGAGCCCCGUGCCCAUUCUUCAUGGUGCAGCAGCCUUGGCUGAUGAUCUGGCUGAGGAGCUACAGAACAAGCCACUAAACAGUGAGAUCAGAGAGCUGCUGAAACUGCUGUCAAAACCGAAUGUGAAGGCUUUGCUGUCAGUACAUGAUACUGUGGCUCAAAAGAGUUACGAUCCUGUAUUGCCUCCUAUGCCUGAAGAUAUCGAUGAUGAGGAAGACUCUGUGAAAAUAAUACGCCUGGUCAAGAACAGAGAGCCCCUGGGUGCUACGAUUAAGAAGGAUGAGCAGACGGGGGCAAUCAUCGUGGCCCGGAUCAUGCGGGGAGGGGCUGCAGACAGAAGUGGUCUUAUUCACAUGGGUGACGAGCUGAGGGAAGUGAAUGGGAUUCCAGUGGAAGACAAGAGGCCUGAGGAAAUAAUACAGAUCUUGAGUCAGUCCCAGGGAGCAAUUACAUUUAAGAUAAUACCCAGCGCCAAAGAGGAGACGGCUUCCAAGGAAGGCAAGGUGUUUAUCAAAGCCCUUUUCGACUACAGUCCGAAGGAGGACAAGGCGAUCCCGUGUAAGGAGGCGGGGCUGUCUUUCCGGAAGGGAGACAUUCUUCAGAUUAUGAGCCAGGAUGAUGUGACAUGGUGGCAGGCAAAGCACGAGGGUGACGCCAACCCCAGAGCUGGCCUGAUUCCCUCCAAGCCCUUCCAGGAACGGAGACUGGCUCUGAGACGACCAGAAAUAGUAGUCCAGCCUCUGAAACUUUCCAACAGGAAAUCAUAUGCUGGAUAUGAUGGUAACAGCAGCGGAACCUACAUAGCUGGUUUUAGAAGAAGUUUCCGUCUUAGCAGAAAAGAUAAGAAAACAAACAAGUCUAUGUAUGAAUGCAAGAAGAGUGACCAGUACGACACGGCGGAUGUGCCCACAUACGAAGAAGUGACACCAUAUCGGCGUCAGGCUCAUGAGAAGUACAGGCUUGUUGUCCUGGUUGGUCCCGUCGGGGUCGGCCUGAACGAGCUGAAGCGGAAGCUAUUGAUCAGUGACACGCAGCACUAUGGUGUGACAGUGCCCCACACCACUAGAGCACGAAGAAGCCAAGAGAGUGAUGGUGUGGAAUAUAUUUUUAUUUCCAAGCAUUUGUUUGAGACAGAUGUACAAAACAACAAGUUCAUUGAAUAUGGUGAAUAUAAAAACAACUACUAUGGUACAAGUAUAGACUCCGUUCGCUCCGUCCUAGCUAAGAACAAAGUUUGUCUGUUGGAUGUCCAGCCUCAUACAGUGAAGCAUUUAAGGACACAGGAGUUCAAACCCUAUGUGAUAUUUAUAAAGCCUCCGUCAAUAGAGCGUUUGAGAGAGACAAGAAAAAACGCAAAGAUUAUUUCAAGCAGGGAUGACCAAGCGACCGCGAAGCCCUUCACGGAAGAAGACUUUCAAGAAAUGAUUAAAUCAGCACAGAUAAUGGAAAGUCAAUAUGGUCAUCUUUUUGACAAAAUCAUAGUAAAUGAUGACCUCACUGUGGCAUUCAAUGAGUUAAAAACAACAUUUGACAAAUUAGAGACUGAUACUCAUUGGGUCCCUGUGAGCUGGUUACAUUCAUAACUCAGGAAAUUUCCAUAAUUGUCUUUUUUACGGAGUGCAUGAUUAGGUCAGCUACCAUGUUUUGGGUAGGAUUUUUUAAAAUCCCUAUCACUGUCAUAGAUGUAAAGUCUUCAAAAAUUUUAAUUCGGGUUUUGUUUAUAUCUUUUAUGGCCUUAUUUAAAGCAUAUGACUGUACAAUCUAAAAGUCAAAAUCUGCACAGUGCUAUAUUCUUAGCAGAACUUUGAAUUUCCUGGUUGUCUUUAGUCUAGUUCUGUUUCUGUUGUGAGGCAGUAUGUAGCAGAGUCCAUGUCCACCUGUGCUCAAUGCCCUUCACUUUGCAUGCUUGCAGUUGACAGCAUGGACUUAGCAGCUACAGAUUUAACUGAGCUGGAAAUAAGACCCCCAUCUUCUUACUGCUCCUCUACACAAAGUAUGUUCUUAGUGUGCACAUUUAAAAGCAAAGGAGAAACUCCGUUGUUUUUUUUUUUUCUCUUGAGGGAGUAGCUCACAUAUUAUAGCUUAGGGAAUCCUUUGGAGUACAUAUCAGAGAUGCUGCAAAUAUGCUAUAAGGGAAAAUUGGAUUCUUCUUUUUUAAGUUGAGGGUCUCACUGUGCUGUCUACACUGGCCUUGAACUCAGCCCUCCUUUGCCUCAGACUCCCAAAUAUGGGUACAUGCCACUGCAACAGGCUUGGAAGUAGAUUUAAAUAAUAUUAUAGAUGUAGACAAAAACCUUUCCCCAUGGUUUAGUAAGAGUGCUGGUAUCUUAGGGCAAGUAAUGAUCACAAAGCACCUUCUGUUUUCAUCUAUUACUUUUCAGAAGAUAUUGCUGGAGUCAAAAUGUUUUCUUCUCUUGCUUUGGAAUUUCUCAACAAAUUAUAAGAAUGAGAUAAGUAGUCUAAAACAUGUAACACACAUAUGAGAGUGCAGUUAAGGAAAAAGUGAUCAUGCUUCUGUAUUGUGCAAUCACCACACAUUUCAAUUGUGCCGCACUGUGUUUUAGAAUCCUUAUAUUGUGUUAACUUCUUUGUCACCAAAAUGGUUAACACUGGCCGAGUCCAUCUCAACCUGUUCUGAAGGAAGAGGGAUUUUUAAAAGUUUAGAUGACACUGCUCCUUCUUCUUUGAUGCUUUAGGUCUCCAGCAAGUGAAUAAUUCGCAAUAUUACAAAUGUCCCCAGUUCAGAGAGCUCCUGCCAUUCCAGUGAGCAGUGUGAUUCAGUCAAUAGAAAAAUCAUCACAUUUCUGACUUUCAUACAAAAGUUAUUUUUGUUGCUUUGUAGAGAGUUUAAAUGUCAUGUUUAAAGAAAAAUGAAAUGUAGGGAAAUUUUAUAUAUUUGUGAAAUAUUUGAAAGGCAUAUUUUUUUAGUUAUCAAAUAAGGCUAUUAUUCAUAAAAUAAAUUGUAUGUAAAGAUAUAAUAACUUAAAGUAGUAGUUUUAUAAACAAGGUCAACAUUCCGUGUAAAUAUUUGACCUUUUGGCAGGUAGGCCCACAUGCAUGUUACGUGUUCACUGCUGUUUGAUAGUGUCCAUUGCUAGCUCUCCUGAAGACAUGUCAAAUUACUGUGAGAAGCAGAAACAGAAACUACUCUAGUGACCUCACUGUUCAUUCACAUCCAACAUUCAGAUCAUUGGACUAAUGACCACAGUCCAUGCAAGUUCUGCGUUUAUUAAUUCAACAAUAAGCCAUACAAUUUUAACAUAGGACGACUAGCAGAUUUCCUGUUCUGAAGCCAAUGACCAGUGUGGCCCAUCUAGAAGCACAAGUCUUAAAGAGUUGGUUUGGGUGGAAUAUGUCAGCCCGUGGGCGAUGCCUACAUUUCUCAUAAAGCGAGUUUCUGUACCAAGAGUGAUAAGGAAUGUGUGCCAGCAUAGGACAUUCUGUGACUACUUUAGCCCACAUUCCUUCCUCUGAGAGAUCUUCACGCACUGUUUUUCUUCAUUUGGGGAUUGUUGUCUCCUUUCUUUAUUUUGGGGUGGAGCUUGUAUAGGGCAGUGGAAAUUUUGAGUCCUUCUAGGUAGUAUAGGUGAUAGAAUGUUAUGAAAAUACAAAUGUCUGCACCUUUUAGAGCAGAGCUAGACACUAUUUCUUUAAAACAAUGGCAAUAAAAGCAGUGUAAGAAAUCGGGUGGCAUGUAGCCUUCCCCCCGUGCUUUGAUGCUACAGAGAUUGAAUUAAAAUGUAAUGAGCAGACCAACAAAGGGCUGCUGAUACCUGCAGCAAGAGGCCUCUCUCUGCUCUCUGACCUCAGCACUCCCUCCACCAAGAAGAACUCUUUGCUCCUAGUUUUCAGCAGCCCGUUCCUGGGAUGGAGUGUCAGCCACUACUAGAGAGAAAAGCAGAGUUUCAGUGUUUGUCCGUACAGUUAAAAUUGAACCUAGUGUGGAAUGCUGCUCUCCUCGUCCACCUCCCAGUUAGAGUGGCCUAAAAGUAAAGAGAUAAAAUUGAAACAAUAACCAUGGUUUCCCCGAGUAGUAUGGAAACUUGGCGUCCAUAAGGCUGACAUUCCUGGUACUAUAUAAUCAUUGAGUGUACCUAAACUGUAGUGAUUUAAAAUGAGCAAACAUGUAAACUCAGAUUUAUAAAACUAUGGAGUCAAAAUGUCCCUAAAGAUAGAUUUUUAUUUAUUUUGCUUUUGGCCUAUGAUGGAUUUAUAGAUAAAUGUAAUGGAAAGUUUUUUUUAAUCUUAAUAAAGUAUCUUCAAACAAUA